AUGUCUCUGGUCCCUUACCAUCCCCGUGAGGGGCGCGAGAUCGUGCUGCGCCACCAUAAUGCCAUUGUCGUCCGUGACCCAUCGUCCCAGCGACUCGAAAUCCGGGGUCUCCAGCUGCACGAGUGCCCGACCUGCCACCAACCGCUGCGCUCGGCCUCUCCCGACCGCCACUACGAAAACACGCACCAUGGGGAUAGCUAUGUCGCCCCCAACUACUUUCGCAUGCUGCGAGCCGGCCACAAUACACGGCACGCUUCCCCAGCUCGGACCCCGCCCAGCCCAAUCCGCCGCCUGGCCGAGCCCCUCCCAGCCGUUGUCCAUGACGAAGAGGACGCCGAAUUUGUUAGCAGCUCGCCUGCGCCUCAGAGUGGUGGUCGCAUAAAACGAGAGGCAUUUAGCCCGCAUUAUUUCAGCACCUUUUUCAUUGAGGAGAAAGAACUUGGCCGGGGCGGAAAGGGUGUGGUGCUGCUGGUACGCCAUGAGAUUGAUGGGUGCAAUCUUGGGCACUUUGCCUGCAAGCGGGUACCUGUUGGCGACGACCAUGCUUGGCUGGAAAAGGUCCUAGUCGAAGUAGAGUUGUUAGCCAACCUGACCCACCCAAACCUGGUGUCCUAUCGCCACGUCUGGCUUGAAGAUGUCCAGCUCACUCGGUUCGGGCCAAGUGUGGCAUGUGCGUUUAUCCUACAACAAUACUGCAACGGAGGCGACUUGUUGCAGUACGUCAUUGGCGACAAGCCGAAAGAAACGACCAAGGAGGAGCUCAAGGCCAAAAUGCGGCGCAGGUCCAAGGGCCAGACGACGGAGCGUCCGCAAGUCCAGAAACGGCUUCCUCCAGAGGAGAUUUACUCGCUCUUCAAGGAUAUCACAUCCGGUUUGUCUUAUCUACACGCAGCAAACUACAUUCACCGAGACCUCAAACCCAGCAAUUGUCUGCUCCAUCGCGACGGGAAUCAGCUAAAAUGCUUGAUUAGCGACUUCGGCGAGGUCCAGCCAGAAAAUGCGGUCCGCAAAUCAAGCGGAUCGACGGGCACAAUUUCGUACUGUGCACCGGAAGUUCUUAAGAGGGAUGCAACCGGGAGAUAUGGCAAUUUCACCACAAAAUCGGAUAUCUUUUCUCUGGGCAUGAUCCUGUACUUCAUUUGCUUUGGGCGCUUGCCCUAUCUCAAUGCAAACAGCGUCAACGAGGAGUUGGAGGAUGUUGACCGGCUGCGCGCCGAAAUAUCCGACUGGAAAGGGUUUCAGGAAGAGAGGAGGGCGCGUCCGGAUUUGCCUAUCAAGCUCUACCAUCUACUCAGUAGGCUUUUGGCCGUCAGCCCGGCAGAACGGCCGACAGCAAGCGAGGUGUUGGGUGCUAUGGGGGGCGAGUCCAGCCUGGACAGUAUGAUGAGGGGUUCUAGGAACACCAGCCCACUUCUGGGUCUAGCAGGGCAAAGGAUUCAGAACCUCGACUCUCCCAUGGCUCCCAGCACCCCAGUUCCAGAUCCUACCAAGCACGCGCGUGUCAAUAGCACGACCGAUGAAGAUCUCCCGAACCAAUCUCCCCAGCCCGCGACCCAGCCACCCAGCAGCAACCUUUUAGCCCGACGUUUGAAUCCCCAGUCAUCAUCUCCACGCCACCGCCCAACAUCCCACGCCAUGACCCUCACACGCAGCAGCCGCAGCCACACUUUACCCAGUCACCCAAGCAGUCCCAGCCGAGGCCGCAGCCCGGCUCAUUCCCCUCACCGAACCCCUACCCACGCCAACACUUUAUCUCCAUCGAGUGCUGCCACGGCCGCAACAACACCACCUUCUAUCAACACGCCGCUUCUCAUGCCCCCACCACUGACGCGUACCGAGAGCAUACGUCUAUCUGUUGUGAUGGCGGGGCGUCGUGUGCAGCGCUGGUUGACAGCACAGGCGAUGUCCAUACGCCUUACGCUAUUCGCGGCAAAGGUGCUGUCACUCUCGGCCGUAUGCUGGCCGUAUAGUGCAGCGUGGUGGGUUGUGGCCGUUGUGGUUGGUUUGGCGGCGGGUGAUUUGCAGUGGGCGACGCAUGGGCAUUGGCACGGUCCUGGUCCAGGAGAGAACCAGACGGAAGAUGGUGAAAGGUCUGCGUCUCUGGCUGGAUCACGAUCUGGGUCGGGGUCUGCGAAUACCGCUGGGUUUGGGACUAUUGGGGCUGGGUUGCCCGAACAGGGCCACACGCCCAUCGAUGGUAGGGAAAGGAGGAAUGCAUGGCUGAGAUGGCCGACGGGGUGGGAGCGGACAAUUUGGCUGUUGCUGCUGCAUUGUCUUGUCGUAGUGACUGCAGAGCGGUCCGGGGCGAUGUGUGCGAGGAGAGACACGGGAAAGAGUUGGGAUGGGUCGUGA
Messenger RNA from Dichotomopilus funicola, 2352 nucleotides. Its product is annotated as kinase-like domain-containing protein. NCBI's taxonomy places the organism in Eukaryota, Fungi, Ascomycota, Sordariomycetes, Sordariales, Chaetomiaceae. The transcript is spliced from 4 exons. Bases 1 to 2352 code for a protein of 783 amino acids. The record is from RefSeq and is a predicted model, not a curated record. Gene Ontology annotation, molecular function: eukaryotic translation initiation factor 2alpha kinase activity; ATP binding. Gene Ontology annotation, biological process: protein phosphorylation. Gene Ontology annotation, cellular component: nucleus; cytosol; cytoplasm.